Messenger RNA from Vollenhovia emeryi, 659 nucleotides. RefSeq lists its product as uncharacterized. The annotation marks the transcript as partial. The transcript has a single exon. The record is from RefSeq and is a predicted model, not a curated record. NCBI's taxonomy places the organism in Eukaryota, Metazoa, Arthropoda, Insecta, Hymenoptera, Formicidae.
AUGUCGAAGUCGGAUUCGGAUAUGAGAAAGCUAAAGCAAAAGCGUGCCUACGUAAAGGGGCAAGUCACAAGAAUACAGUUGUAUUUUGAUUCGGCGGACGUGAAGAGCGCGGCAGACGCACGAGUCCGCUUACGAAGGCUCGAAGAAUUAUGGGGUAAAUUCGAGGAAGUUCAAGGCGAGAUAGAUGCUCGGCCAGCACAGACGGACGAGCAAGCAGAUGCGAUACAGGCGGAAGGCGAAGCGGAACGAAAUCUGUUCGAAAGCUGUUACUACAAGGCUGCGGCAACAGCGCAAAAUAUCAUCGAUCAGCAGGCUACGAAACAGCAGGUCGCGGCGAAACAGCAGGUUGCUGCACAACAAGCAGCAAGUCAACACAGCGCACCGGAACCAACGGACGAGGGACAACGGAGGACAAAGCCGAAGUUGCCCGAAAACAAAUUGCCCGAAUUCAGCGGCGAUUACACAAAAUGGAUGUUCUUUAAGAACAGCUUCGAAACGACGAUACACAGCGAUAAGGAUUUAUCGCCGAUGCAGAAACACCAGUACUUAGUUGGCAUCCUAAAGGGAGAGGCGCUCCAGGUGGUUCAAGGAUUCAGCAUAUCGGAUAAGAACUACGAAAACGCCUGGACACUUCUGAAGAAUACAUACGAUAAUCAGAU